This is a messenger RNA of Ectocarpus siliculosus, 1362 nucleotides long. The record is from the annotation of a GenBank genome assembly. Lineage: Eukaryota; Phaeophyceae; Ectocarpales; Ectocarpaceae.
AUGUGCAUGAGCAGGUCCAACUACCUCAUGAGCAAGGAGAACGACGGCGGGGAGAACACGGCUCCCGGCGGCGCUGGAUCCACCGCUGCGGCCGUCGACGGCGGCAACAGCGGCGAGUUUCAGAAGGUGCUGGAGUCCAACCUUCUCGGCCACCCGCCCGCCGCCGCCUCGGCCCCCGGCCACCGCGUGCUCGCCUUCCGCAACAAGGCUCCCGCGCAGGAGGAGGGCUACCAGAACGGGCUCCGCGUCCUCUACAGCCAGAACAAGGGCUCCUCCCGCUCCUCCUCCUCCGGCUCCGCCCGCCCCACGCGCCACAUCCCCUCCGCCCCCGUCCGCAUCCUCGACGCGCCCGACCUCCUCGACGACUACUACCUGAACCUGCUCUCCUGGGGCUCCAACGACGUCCUCGCGGUGGCCCUGGGCCAGUGCGUCUACCUCUGGAACGCCAAGAGCGGCGACAUCACCGAGCUCUGCAGCCUGGAGGGGGAGCAGGACUACGUCUCCUCGGUGUCGUGGACGGCCAGCGGCACCCACCUCGCGGUGGGCACCGCGGGCGGCGAGACUCAGUUCUGGGACUCGUCCACCGUCACCAUGCUCCGCAGCAUGAACGGCCACAGCGCGCGCGUCGGAGCCCUCGCGUGGAACGAGCACGUCCUCACCUCGGGCUCCCGCGACACCACGGCGGUGCACCACGACCUCCGAAUGCAGCGGCACGCGGUCGGCACGCUACGAGGGCACACACAGGAGGUCUGCGGCCUGAGCUGGUCCCCGGACGGCAGCACCCUCGCCUCCGGCAGCAACGACAACACCUGCUGCCUGUGGGACGCCUCGGUCGGGACGGGCCGCUUCUCCACGGCGGCGCCGCGCUUCACCCUGACGGAGCACCAGGCGGCCGUCAAGGCGCUCGCGUGGUGCCCGUUCGAGCGCAACACUCUGGCCACGGGCGGGGGCACCGCCGACCGCUGCAUCAAGACGUGGAACGCCCAGACCGGCGCGCUGCUCAACUCGGUCGACACCGGCAGCCAGGUGCUCUCCCUUCUCUGGUCCACCACCGAGAAGGAGCUGCUCUCCAGCCACGGCUACGCCGAGAACCAGCUCUGCCUGUGGAAGUACCCGUCCAUGGUCAAGACGAAGGAGCUCUCCGGGCACACCUCCCGCGUGCUCCACAUGGCGGCGUCCCCCGACGGGCGCACCGUGGUGUCCGGCGCCGGCGACGAGACCCUGCGGUUCUGGGACGUGUUCGCGCCCCCGUCCAAGUCGUCCUCCGACGGCGGCGCCGGUGGCCGCGGCGGCGCCGCCGGGAAGAUGCUCUGCGGGGGGCACAUGAGCGUCAGCCGUUUGUGUUACGUGGGUUGUAUUUAG